UCCGAUAUAACUAUCCUACUCCUUACAGAACAAGUCGGUGUGUCCUCCGCAGCAAUAAAAUUUUUAAUUAAUUCUCAGGACACCCCUUGCAAUUACGUCAUAUCACUCAUUAAAAGUACCGAAGUCGUUGAAUCGUUACAGUUGAAGUUUCGUGUGUACAGUUUGUGCUAUAAAACAAAAAAUCGUUAUGAGUGCUCCUGUGAAGAAGGUUCCCAUUCAUUUGCAGAGUUCUCAAAACCGCCUUUUAAUAAAGAGUGGUAGAAUUGUUAAUGACGAUGGUAUAUCAGAAAAUGAUGUUUUCAUUGAAGACGGAAUCAUUAAAGAAAUCGAAAUCGGUAAAAAUCUCAUUAUACCAGGUGGUACCAGAACGAUUGAUGCAAGGGGGCUAUUCCUUCUCCCAGGGGGCAUAGAUCCCCACACACAUUUAGACUUUGAAUUUAUGGGUACUGUUAGUGCUGAUGACUUUUACCAAGGGACCAAAGCUGCCAUUGCUGGAGGAACAACUAUGAUAAUCGAUUUUGUAAUUCCUAAAAAGGGCGAAUCUCUUAUCGAUGCUUACCAUUCAUAUCGCCAGAAAGCUGAUGAUAAGGUGUGUUGUGAUUAUGGAUUACACUCCGCUAUUACUAGUUGGGACCAUAAAGUCAAGAAUGAAAUGGAAAUUCUUUGUUCUAAAUAUGGGAUUAAUUCUUUUAAAAUGUUUAUGGCUUAUUCAUUUAGACUUGACGACUCCGAACUUUAUUCUGCUUUUGAAUAUAUUCGUAAAUUAGGUGCCAUAGCACUUGUUCAUGCAGAAAAUGGAGCAAUUAUUGAGAAGAACACGGAAAGAUUAUUAGAAAAGGGAAUAACGGGUCCCGAAGGGCAUGAACUUUCAAGACCUGAAGAAAUUGAAGCUGAAGCUGUAAAUCGUGCCUGUGUCAUAGCUAAACAGGUAGCUUGUCCUCUGUAUAUUGUGCAUGUGAUGAGCAAAUCAGCAGCUCAAGCACUGGUUAUUGCUCGUGAUAGAGGUUCUCAAGUUUAUGGAGAAACAUUAGUAGCUGCCUUAGCCACUGAUGGUUCACAUUAUAAACACAAAUGCUUCCAUCACGCAGCUGGCUAUGUGCUGAGUCCUCCUCUUCGGCCGGACCCCACCACCCCUCAGUUUUUAAUGAAUUACUUGAAACAGUAA
Molecule: messenger RNA, 1165 nt
Organism: Agrilus planipennis (emerald ash borer)
Lineage: Eukaryota; Metazoa; Arthropoda; Insecta; Coleoptera; Buprestidae
Product: dihydropyrimidinase-like
Exons: 5
Coding region: 188-1165 (325 amino acids)
Biological process (GO): pyrimidine nucleobase catabolic process
Cellular component (GO): cytosol
Molecular function (GO): dihydropyrimidinase activity
Source: RefSeq, a predicted model, not a curated record